Messenger RNA from Phycodurus eques (leafy seadragon), 1248 nucleotides. It is a transcript of the gene nek12, whose product is annotated as NIMA-related kinase 12. The transcript has 2 exons. The record is from RefSeq and is a predicted model, not a curated record. NCBI's taxonomy places the organism in Eukaryota, Metazoa, Chordata, Actinopteri, Syngnathiformes, Syngnathidae. The coding region runs from base 10 to 1179 and encodes 389 amino acids. Gene Ontology annotation, molecular function: protein kinase activity; ATP binding. Gene Ontology annotation, biological process: protein phosphorylation.
UCUGGGAAAAUGGAGAAGUACAAGAAGGUGAUGUGUUUGGGCAGAGGAGCAUCAGGAGAAGUUUUCCUGAUGAGAAACGCUGAGUCAGAGAGGUUGCAUGCAGUGAAGAGGAUCAAACUGGAGAGCACACGGACAAACAGGGCAGUUCUUCAAGAGGCAGAGAUCAUUAGGAAGUUAAAGCAGCCUCACAUAGUGAACUGCAGUGAGGUUUUCGUGAGCCCUGAUGACGGCUUUAUUUACAUUGUGAUGGACUACUGCGAUGGCGGGACAUUAGAUGACAGAGUCAAAGAAAGGAAACCAAGUGAAUUCUUCAUGGAGAGCACGGUCAUGGGAUGGUUUGUGCAGGUCACCCUGGCUGUGAGUUACAUACACAAAGCUAAAAUACUUCACAGGGAUAUCAAAACUUCAAAUGUGUUGCUAACUAAACAAGGAAUGGUGAAGGUAGGCGACUUUGGGGUAUCCAGAGUGAUGUCAAGCACAGCCGACAUGGCCUCCACAUGUAUCGGAACUCCCUGCUACCUAAGCCCGGAACUCUGCCAGGAUGUGCCUUACAGCUCCGAGUGUGACAUCUGGGCUCUGGGCUGCCUGCUCUAUGAGCUCUGUGCUCUCACGCCUCCAUUUACAGCCUCCAACCUCAUCAGUCUCUUUUACAAGAUCACCAAAGGAAAGUACGAUCCGGUGCCUGAACUUUACUCCCAAAACAUCUCCUCUUUAAUCCAAAAAAUGUUAUGCACUGAACCGGAAAACAGACCAAGCGCUGCCAGUAUUGUUGACAGUGCCUUUGUGCAAGAUCACUUACGCCAUAUUCAAUGUCAUGACACACUGUAUGAGGAGUGCCUUGUAGAGGAGGAUGGUUCCUGUGCUGGUGGACAGUGUCAUUGUGGCUGCCUUUACCCUGAUGACUUUGACGAGGACGAGGAGGGAAGUUUGUCUUCUUUAGAGGAACAAAGUCAACAUUCAGCUGAGCUCGCUGUGUUUUCACAGUGUUGUCAGGAUGUUGCGGACCAAGUCGAGUAUUCGGAUGACUUUGAGGAAGAUGAGGAAAAGGACGAGUGUGUGGAUGUGGCAUAUGGAAAUCACACUUCCUCUCUUGCACACGAUGAUUCCCUGGAUGAGUUUCAGUUCUGUGAUGCUGGAGGAAUGGUCGUCACACUGAAGUCCUUGAAGGAAAAUGGCUAAAAAUGUACAUUUAAAUAGAAUGUUAUGUCUGGGAGAAAAAUAUCAAUAUUCUACAUCAUUAAAAGGACA